AAAUUCCAUUCACUUUCAAUGGACAGACAGGCGUCACGUAGGCGUCACGCAGACGCUGUACACGCGUUGUUGCACAUACGCCUACGUGACGGCUGCGUGACGGGUGAACUACGCCUCAAAUACGUGACAUGAAGACCCGCGUGACUAGUUUACUCACGCAGCAGAGAAUCUAUAAAACCCAGUAGAGAAGAAGAAGAACUAGACGGAGUCUGAUUUGAUCCAGUCCAGCAGUCAGCACAUACUUUAAGAAAAUGGACACUUUCCGACUCCUCUUCGUCAUCUACAUGGUGAUAACAGCGUCUGAAUGUUCAGCCGAGCCCGUAUGUGAGGACUUUGAUGAGGAUGAGUACAACGUUCUUGAAGGGGAGGCAUUUUAUUUUGUGCCAUACGUUGUGGACAUCCCUGACAUCCCUGAUGAUAACAUCACAUGGUACAAAAAAAAUAUUCAGACUGAGAAUAUCACCACUGAUGAGAACAAGAACGUACAUUACCACGGUGGAGCACUCUUCUUCUUAAACCUCCACACUGAGGACUCUGGCUUUUACACUGCCCGGCAUACAUUGCCAUCAGGAGAGUGUUACAACUAUUAUUUAAAACUUGAAGUCUUCAAAGCAAGCCCGACGACAAUAGAGAAACUCCUCUAUGGAGAAAUCGAAGAUUCCAAUGAAAGCAAAAAGGUCCCAUGUCCAAGUCCUGUCAAAGACACAUGUAAAAUGUUGGGAGGAAAUCUCAGCUGGAACAAGGACAACAAACCCCUCGAAGGUCGCAAUGAAGCUGACCUGAGGAUUUAUAAUGCUACCAAAGACGUCGAGGGCAUCUACACUUGCAUUUGUACCUGGACACACAACAACACGCAGUACAAGUCUUCAGGCUCCAGGAGGGUGAAACAUCAAGAGUCAUAUGCUCACGAAGUGUUGACGAUCAUCUCUCCAACCAACAAGGAGCAGUUUGGUGACGAAGGUGUUGGGAUAAAGCUGAACUGCUCAGUUGUCUGCGGGAUUAACGUGAAAGACCACUGCGAUGCUCACUGGAUGAUAAACGGAAACACUUUCCACCAGAUCGAAGGAUACAAUCAAACCACGGAAACAGUCAAUGAGAGCCCUUCAAUGAAAACCAUCUCUACUGCCAUCCUGACCAUUGAAAAAGUGUCUGCGAAGGAUUUCAAGAGUGAAUUUGAAUGCGUUGGGGUAGGCUUCUUUGAAGUGAAGUCUACCACUUCUACUCUUAAGCAAAGAAGUCAGGGGUGGAUAAUCCCACUGGUUGUUGGGGCUGCGUGUUUAUUGUUGUUCUGUGUGUUUGCCGCCUUGCUGGUCAAGUGCUUCGUCACUGACCUCACUCUCUGCUUCAGACGCUGCUUCCCACAAAGCAGUUGCAAAAAAGAUGCGAGGGUGUAUGAUGCUUACGUGAUCUACCAAAUGCAGAGUGAGAACAAGUUCACUGAGGACACACUCUGUCAGUUUGUCACAAAUAUUUUGCCCUCAGUCCUUGAGGAAAAAUGUGGAUAUCGACUCUUCAUCCAGGGGAGGGAUGAUGUACCCAGGGAAGACCGUGUGGAGCUGGUAGAGGACCGCAUUAAGCAGAGCAAGAGGCUGAUGGUCAUCCUGGCCCCUGGCUCAGGAUCAGAGAAUGAGAGCACGGACCAACUUCUUGUCUCACCCAAAACUCCAGUGAUAGGAGGAUUCGACUGGCAGGUGGGACUGCACAAUUCUCUGUUCAAGAAGAAAACAAAUGUGAUCCUGAUCCAGCUGGGCAACCCUGGGCCACAAGGAUACACAGACCUCCCAGCUGAUAUGCAGCACCUGAUUCUCAAGAGCAGCCCCAUAAGGUGGCCGUUGGGCUUGCAGAGCUCGGCCGACUGGAACUCACGCUUCUGGAAGAGAAUCCGUUAUCUGAUGCCUGCCAGGCCUGCCAAGAAGUGUCCACAGCCUGCUUUUGUUUAAAAUUCUUCAUGGAUGUUUAUUUGGCCUUCCAGGAAUGAAAGAUUCAUAGCAUGUGCAAUGAAAAGGGUCCAAACACACCACUCCCAUCAAAAACUUAAGGCCAUCAGUUUUAUGUUGACAUCAGAAUGAUGCUAAAAAGUCCAGAUAGAAUCCUGAACAUACUUUAGGUUAAAGGAUGUGUUUAUUCCUUCAUAAAAAAUGUGUAAAGUUCAAAUAACUCUUUAUCACCCCCUGCUGGUUAGAAAAUAACAGUUAAAUUCCUGCAUUGUCAAAUAAAAAAACUACUGAUAAAAAUGAUUAUAAUUCAUGAAAAAAUGUUUUUUUGUUUUGUUGUUGUUGCUUUGAAGAUAAUCAAACAUGGUAAGCUGGAUAAAUAGUUAGAGCAGGUAACCUUUUGUUUGGAAAAUGUUGCUGGUUUUAUGACUGCUGAACAAGAAAAGGAUGAAACCUUCAUUAUUUUAGGAAGCUCUCCCCCUCCUAGACUCUACUGAUAUCAGACUGCUGCUGUCUUUAAAGUGUGCUGACUUGAAGUUGUAAACUUAAUGUAUUCUUUAUUUAUAUUCUAUGACUGUUGUAUUUACCCUUUUGUUUUAUACUUGUAUUUUGAAAUGUAUCUAUUUGCAGGUGUAGCUUCCACUAGAAGCAACCCAUUUAUAUCUACUGUACUUCAGGUAUAACUUAUAAAGACAGAAAUGUGUGUUUUUAUGCAGUGUCAUUUCUUUAAAAAAAAGAAAA
Messenger RNA from Centropristis striata (black sea bass), 2675 nucleotides. RefSeq names its product interleukin-1 receptor-like 1. Gene Ontology annotation, biological process: signal transduction. The record is from RefSeq and is a predicted model, not a curated record. Bases 252 to 1940 code for a protein of 562 amino acids. The transcript has 13 exons. Lineage: Eukaryota; Metazoa; Chordata; Actinopteri; Perciformes; Serranidae.